Puccinia graminis f. sp. tritici CRL 75-36-700-3 is the source of this 1449-nucleotide messenger RNA. RefSeq lists its product as uncharacterized. The transcript is spliced from 3 exons. The record is from RefSeq and is a predicted model, not a curated record. The coding region runs from base 84 to 1154 and encodes 356 amino acids. Gene Ontology annotation, biological process: protein sumoylation; double-strand break repair via homologous recombination. Gene Ontology annotation, molecular function: SUMO ligase activity; zinc ion binding. Lineage: Eukaryota; Fungi; Basidiomycota; Pucciniomycetes; Pucciniales; Pucciniaceae. Gene Ontology annotation, cellular component: Smc5-Smc6 complex; nucleus.
CUUGGUCGUGUUCCUCCAGCUUCACCAGACAAGACAACUUUCGAAGGAUACUACAUAAACUCACCCGACGAUAAUCAUCAGUAAUGUCACGUCGGAAAUCAACCAAACCAGCCACCGAAGAAGCUCACCCACACCUCUCAACCAGCAAGAGCUUUGUCCUCGUCCCACAUCAGAAUGGUCAAGAAGAGUUGUUCGAUGUGAGGGAAGAAGAACGGCAGAUCAAUCAGCUGAUCAACCUCAUCGACCCGGAUUAUCUGCAUCAAAGGCUGGAGCCAUCGGUGACCGAAGUCCAUCUCAAGACGGCGAUUUCGGACAGCAAACAAGAGAUCCGUAACUUGGCCCAUCAACUCGAAUCCAUCAAUCUUCUGGUCGGCGAUCUCGCGGAAUUCCACCAGACCCAGAUCGGCGAUCAACUCUUGAACGACUUCGACCAACAUGCCAGAGACUUGAUCGAGGCUAUCCAUCUCGUCGAGAUCCGCCAGAAAGAGCUGGAGGACCUCAGGGAACGCGUCCAUCGCUCGACCGCUAAUCAUCCUAUUGACGCCCAUGAUCAGCUCUGUAAAAAAAUCGACUCUCAUCUCGUCCAUUGGAACUCGCUCACUCUCAGACAAAAAUUUGCUCAAAAUAAACGUUAUAAAUCAUUUCGUGAAAGGAUUUGGGAAUUCACUGGGGAGGAUGGUGCGAUGAUGCCUCCCGCCAAGACCUUUCUUCCGGCUGCGGAGGGAGAAGAAGAAGAAGAAGAGUCAUCAGGCGACGAACUGGAGAUAGCGGGGGGGAAGCAGAACUACAAAUGUCCGCUAUGUAUUGGCCAGUUGAACGUGCCAGUGGUAUCAGAGAAAUGUCAACAUGCGUUCUGCAAAGGCUGUUUCGAGGCCUAUCUGGACCAGAACCAAGCCCAGAUGUUGGUCUGUCCCAACUCGGGAUGCUCGGCGAUGCUCGACAAGAACUCGGUCAAGGUGGACGAAGCCUUGGCCGACCGGAUCCGUCAGCUCCUUCGUCGCGCUGAAAUGCGCGAGGACAGUCAGGUCUAUCAGGACGAGCCGCUCUCUCAAUCACUCAAUAAUCACUCCAAGGAUGGCCUCAAUGGGCGCAAGAAACCUUCCGCUUCCCAGAAAAUUCGGCGCGUCAUCGUCGACGACGAUGAUGAUGAAUAAUCACUCCUCUCUCACCUGCUCUUUUCAUCAUUCGCUUUUUGUCCUUCAUUCUUCAAUUUAUCAACUGUUUGUCCAGCUUAGUAGGGUUUUUUUUUUUGGAGUCCAACUCCAACAAACAACAAACCAGACAUAGAGCGAUGACCUACUAGGACUACUGUGUUUCAAAAAAAAAAAUGUGAUUGAUCCAAAUUCAAUAAAAGAGGGGUGUUUUGAUGAGGAGAAAUGAAAAUGUCUGAUACAUCUUGAUACAAGUUAAGGUUUUUCUUACCAGGAAUGAUGAAUCCCAUUGUGCUGU